Morone saxatilis (striped sea-bass) is the source of this 4240-nucleotide messenger RNA. RefSeq names its product toll-like receptor 1. The record is from RefSeq and is a predicted model, not a curated record. Gene Ontology annotation, biological process: inflammatory response; toll-like receptor signaling pathway; immune response. The transcript is spliced from 2 exons. Gene Ontology annotation, molecular function: transmembrane signaling receptor activity; protein binding. Lineage: Eukaryota; Metazoa; Chordata; Actinopteri; Moronidae. The coding region runs from base 87 to 2570 and encodes 827 amino acids. Gene Ontology annotation, cellular component: membrane.
UGCUCUUCAGAACAAAGUUAGAGAUCAGAGCACACAGACCUGAGCUCCUUAAACUCUGACUGUUGGACACUACUGUUUCUCAAGCUAUGUCCACACAAAGCACAAUCGUAGCUUUUCUGAUUGGGACCAUAGCCAUCGUGUCCCUGAUGAAAUCUGACUGUCUGGUUUUGAAGGAAGAUGAAAAGGGAAUUAAACUGUGUGUCACAUCGAGGCGAGGAAUGAAAGACCUCUCACAUAAAAGUCUGACAGAAGUUCCCUCAAAUCUUCCCAAUGAGACGCAGUAUUUGGAUAUUUCUUAUAACUCCAUCCAAAGACUGACUGGAGCUCCUUUUUCCAGACUGUCACAGCUCUGUUUCUUAAAAGUAACUCACUGUGGCCUGCAGGAGAUUUCUCCCAGUGUGUUCAGUCACACACCAGCUCUCAAGGUUCUCAAUAUGUCUUACAAUGACUUACCUAUCAUCCCUGACAUCUCACUGAAACAUCUGAAAAUCCUUGAUUUGGCAAACAAUCUGUAUAAUAGCUAUCGAAUUCCAGCGUCAUUUCAAAACCUGACGAAUCUGCAUGUGCUGUCAUUAGGUAGUAGAGCUGCUCUGUCAGUCAACUACAAUGACUUUGAUCCACUGAUGAUGACUUCUCUGCAUCAUCUGGAUUUGGGAGCAGGAAUUAACUGGCAAAAGUAUGAUUCUGGUGCUCUUGCAAAAUUUAAGUCCCUCCAAAGGAUUUCCCUUUUUGCAUCUUUUUGCAGGGAUUUCGGUAUGUUUGAGAACGUCCUUGUGGACUUGAAUGUGACAGGGGCAACAUCGUUGAGAUUCAUCACUGUCUUUCCAGACAACUGCAAUGUCAGCGGCAACCCUUUUAAGAGCCUGACAACGAUGCCAUUUAUACAGAAUCUCACCAUAGAGAACAUGUGGAUUAACAGCUCAUUUAUGGAAGCAUUUCUAAAGAACGUGUGGCUCUCCUCCCUUUAUGACCUUUCAUUUGUCAACAUCACAUAUAAUGAAGAUACACUGGACGGGUUUCAGUUUCGCACCAUUAAUCACACAAUCAAUCUUUGCUCAAUUUCCUUCAACGGUGUGAAUCAUUAUCAAUACAAAUACCCCACAAUCAACAUGAGCUUCGAGGCCAUUUCAAAUCUGAACUAUUUAAAGUUCUCUGGUACCGGAAUGAACAUUUUACCCUGCAAUGCCAUAUCAGCUCUGCCGUCACUGGAGACACUAGAUCUGUCAGAUAACCUCUUAACGGAUUCUGGCUUCUGGUGGUUUCAGUGUUCGUACACCUCUGUCUUCCCUAAACUGAGGCAACUGUCUUUGAGCAAGAACCGCUUCAUCAGUCUUUCAUUUAUCUCUGAGAAGACGUAUCAGAUGAAGACAUUAGAGUCCCUGGACCUCAGCUUCAACUCCAUCUCCUUGGAUGGGAACUGCUCUUGGCCUGCUCAUCUGACUGACCUCAGCUUGGGAAAUAACAACCUGGGCAACAGUGUCUUUCAGUACCUGUCACCAAACUUUGAGAGGAUCGACUUGUCAAAGACGGGAAUAACAGCCAUAACACAAGAGGAUCUGUCUCAGUUCCCCAAGCUGACACACCUCAAACUCAGCUCCAACAGCAUCCAGGUUAUCCCUACAGAUCUCAUGGCCCCAGCUCUACUCAGUCUCCAGGUAGACCAGAACACUAUUUCAUCUAUAUCCAAGGAGGUCUUGGCAGGACUUCCCAGGCUUCAGACCCUCAAAGCUGGAAGCAAUCCAUUUGUCUGCUCAUGUGAGUCCCAUUGGUUCGUCACUAAUCUCAACAAGUCUUUGCUCCCGGACUGGCCCUUAGAUUAUACAUGCAGCACCCCGCCAUCGUUUGCAGGCCUGUCACUCUCAGAGUACAAAACCAGUGAGCUGUCAUGUGAGACGUGGCUUCAAGCUACAGUCGCUUUGCCUGUAGUAGUAGUUAUAUCUGCAGCCAUAGGUCUGGUUUUCUAUAAAUGUGACGGAGUGUGGUAUACAAAAAUGUUAUGGGUGUGGAUCAGGGUGAAGAGGAGAGGCAAAAAACACUCCAACAUGUUGAAUAAUGCAUCGUAUAGUUAUCAUGCAUUCAUCUCCUACAGUCAUCAGGAUGCUGGUUGGGUGGACAGCCAGCUGGUGCCCUCUAUGGAAGAUUCCGGGUUUUCUCUAUGUGUUCACGAGCGAGACUUUGUCCCUGGUGACUGGAUCAUAGACAACAUCAUCAAGUGUAUGGAGUCCAGCUACAAGACACUGUUUGUCCUCUCCAAACAUUUUGUCCAGAGUGAAUGGUGCAACUAUGAGCUCUUCUUUGCCCAGCACAGAGCCAUCAGUGACCAGCAAGACUCUUUAGUCUUCAUAUUACUAGAGCCCAUUCCAGCUGAGUCUCUGCCCAAGAGGUUCUUGAGACUUAGGAGUUUACUGAGGCAGCAGACGUACCUUGAGUGGCCGAAGGAUGAACGGAAGCAGCAGGUUUUCUGGACAAGUCUUAAAUCCAUGCUGCAUAUGGCAGAUAAAUCUAUGGUUCUAAAAGAUGUGGCUUUGGCCAUUUCAGAUACAGUACCUCUGUUUACAGACCAAGUAUGAGAGUUUCUCUAAAAGUUGAUCAAAAAACAAUACCAGUAUUUCUUUGCUAAGUUUUGGCACAGAUCUAAGAAUUUGGUACUAAAAAGACUUUGGAAGAUACUACCAUGAUUUGUUUAACUCAAAGCAUCGUCAUACCUUCAUAUGAACUCUUUGUGGUCAGUAUGAAAUAUUUACAACAACUUGUAAUGCUUUCAGUGUACAUACACACAUAUUAUUGUAUUGAGUAUUGUAUUAACAUUGACACUGCAGGUUCUGCAAAUACAGAUUGUGAGUUGUAAAUAGUGAUCAGUCACAAUGACAAUCCUUUAACAAAACGGUAAAACCAGUAACGACUUAACAUAUAACGACCUAAGUUUCACUACCAAUACCAAAAUAAAAUGUUUUCAAUGCCUCGCUUUACAUAUUUCAACAAAACCUUUUUUUACAAGAGAAGUUAAUUCGUUUAUAAGUAAUGUGUUUAAACCCAAGCACAAACCUUGUCUUUUUUUUGCAACUUUUUUAAUCAGAAUAAUAAGUAAAUAAGAUUAUAAAUCAGACCCUAUAUUUGAUGCCAACUUUUGAGUUUUAAAAACUACAUUAGAAACACAUUAACAUUCAAAAUUAAUCCCUGAUUUUUACUAUUCAAAAUAUAUUCAUGAUAGUUACAUUCUAUUGUGAUAACCCUGUCUCUUGUACUGGUGUUGUAAAUCAGUGGUGAUUAGCUUUGGUCGAAGCUGUUUCAUCAUCAGUUAAGUUGCUUUGGUUGACUGACAGCUGUUUCCUGAAAUCUACUGCAGAUUGUACUUCUCCUAAUACACACUGGAACAGACUGGAGCAUUGCAUGACGCAAAAAUUACAUAAAGUUUUUUAGUAUUCACAGCUGCAAUGUUCAAUUCAAUAAAUAACUCAACUGAUAAUUCAAGAUAUUUAUAAAGACACUUUAACUAGUCAGAUGUUUACUGAACAAGAUCUGCCUGGACAAACACCUGUUAUGAUAUUGACAACUUCUCUUUAGAUAUUUGAUAAAAGAAAAAUAUAUAUUCUAAGCAGUAACUCAAAUUCAAGAUACCUCCCCAUUAAUUCAUGAGUCAGUGUAAGAUUUCCCACCGUAGUGUGAUAUGUCAGUUUAAAGUUAAAAUGGUUUGGCAUUGAGCUUAAACAGAAAAAAACAGCUGUUUGCUGUAAACACAAUGAUAACACAAUACUUUUCUGAUGUUAUAAAUAUUAAAAUAUGAUUAGAGAUAUUUAGAUUUCAAAUAUAAUGCAGCAUGCCUUUUCCCAGUAGAGAGAUGUAUAAUUUGUGCUGUUUUAUGGUCUUUUGUAGAGCUUCUUUUUUUAAUGUAAGGAAAUGUCGCCAUCUACUGUUUGUAAUGACACUCACCACACACCAAUGUGAAGGAAUUAAUUAGACUGAGAUUUUUCUUUUCUAUUUUUCAUUAUGCAAUCGCUUAAAAUGAAAGUCCAUGAUAAAUGUAUCAUUUCAAUGUCUAUGUAAAUGUGGUUCCAUAUCACUGUAUGCCAGUGUACUGGGUCCCCAAAUUCUUAAUUUUAAUAUACCAUGUAGGCUUAUACUAUGGUACCGCUUUGUAUAUGGAACUCUUAUAACUAAUGUUUGCUUAAAUGUUAAUAAACCAUUUAUUCAUACUUUUUUAGAUCUAUCAUAAGUCCAUUUUAAGAACAACUGUUGUUUU